UACAACAUUUCAUUUCAAAGAAUUUAAAUAGCUCCUUUCUUUUCUACUUUCCUACUUGUAUACUCAAAACCAGUUCCUUGAUUCCUUAACAGUUAUGGCUCCUAGCUUGAGCAAAGGUGCCUCUGAAGUAAUGGGGGUUGAAGAUGAUCAAAAACCCUCGUCAAUCGCUCUUGAAGGGACACAGUUUCUAGCCAAUGGUCAUCCAAUUCUAACUGAAGUCCCUGCCAACAUUGUUGCCACACCAUCUCCAUUUUUCUCCAAAGACUUAACCAGAAAAAUGGUCGGCAGUUUUAUUGGCUUUGAUGCUAUAGAACCAAAAAGCCGCCAUGUAGUCCCUCUUGGUAAGCUCAAGAACAUAAGAUUCAUGAGCAUAUUUAGAUUUAAAGUCUGGUGGACCACUCAAUGGGUUGGAAAUUCUAGUAAGGAUGUCGAACAUGAGACACAAAUGAUGAUUCUUGAUAAAUCAGACAAUGGCCGCCCCUAUGUUCUUCUCCUUCCAAUUCUUGAAGGACCGUUUAGAGCUUCAUUGCAGCCUGGCAUGGAGGAUUACUUGGAUAUUUGCUUGGAGAGUGGAUCAAGCAAAGUUUGCAGAUCGCGUUUUUGCAGUAGUCUGUACAUGCACGUUGGAGACGAUCCAUUUCAGCUAGUGAAGGAGGCAAUGAAGGUGAUCAAGGUCCAUCUAGGGACCUUUAAGCUUCUUGAGGAGAAGCGUCCACCAGAUAUAGUUGAUAAAUUUGGUUGGUGCACAUGGGAUGCCUUUUAUCUUAAGGUAACCCCAAAAGGGGUUUGGGAAGGGGUAAAAUCCCUAGUGGAGGGUGGGUGCCCUCCAGGAAUGGUCCUAAUAGAUGAUGGAUGGCAAUCCAUUUGUCAUGAUGAUGAUGAUGUUAAUGACCAAAAAGGCAUGAAUAGGACUUCAGCUGGUGAACAAAUGCCUUGUAGGUUAGUAAAAUUUGAAGAAAAUUACAAAUUUAGAGACUAUACAAGUUCUAGGGUACCCUGUGAUAAGGGCAUGGUUGCAUUUGUUAGUGAUCUUAAGGAGGAGUUUAGGAGUGUAGAGCAUGUUUACGUUUGGCAUGCACUGUGUGGAUACUGGGGUGGGAUUAGACCUAAUGUCCCAAGCAUGCCUGAGUCUAGGGUCAUUAGUCCUAAACUGUCACAGGGAUUGCAGAUGACUAUGGAAGAUUUGGCCGUGGACAAAAUUGUCAACAAUGGAGUUGGACUGGUCCCACCAGAAAAAGUUCAGGAGAUGUAUGAAGGCUUGCAUUCACAUCUUGAAUCUGCUGGCAUUGAUGGGGUCAAGGUAGAUGUGAUACAUUUGCUAGAGAUGCUAUGUGAGGAAUUUGGAGGUCGAGUUGAGCUUGCUAAAGCUUACUAUAAAGCCUUAACAGCUUCAGUGAGAAAGCAUUUUAAAGGCAAUGGUGUGAUUGCUAGCAUGGAGCACUGCAAUGAUUUCUUUUAUCUUGGAACAGAGGCUAUAGCUCUUGGACGUGUUGGGGAUGACUUCUGGUGUACUGAUCCAUCUGGAGAUCCUAAUGGUACAUUUUGGCUUCAAGGGUGUCACAUGGUGCACUGUGCUUACAAUAGCCUAUGGAUGGGAAAUUUCAUACAACCUGAUUGGGACAUGUUCCAAUCCACUCAUCCAUGUGCAGAAUUUCAUGCUGCCUCUAGAGCCAUCUCUGGAGGACCAAUCUAUGUUAGUGAUUCUGUCGGAAAACACAACUUUCAGCUGCUUAAAAGCCUAGUUUUACCUGAUGGCUCCAUCCUAAGGUGUCAACACUAUGCUCUACCCACCAGAGACUGCCUCUUUGAAGACCCUCUACAUGAUGGAAAAACUAUGCUCAAAAUUUGGAAUCUUAACAAGUUUACAGGAGUUCUUGGAGCAUUUAACUGUCAAGGAGGGGGAUGGUGCCCUGUAACUAGGAGAAACAAAAGUGCGAGUGAAUUUUCUGUUCCUGUUACCUGUUUGGCAAGUCCUGAAGAUAUUGAAUGGAGCAAUGGAAGGAAUCCAAUUUCUCUAAAAGGGGUGGAACUGUUUGCAAUCUAUAUGCAACGGGAGAAAAGGUUGAAGUUAUUGAAGUUGUCAGAUAAUAUGGGAAUCUCUCUGAAGCCAUUUGAAUAUGAGCUAAUGAUUGUUUCUCCUGUGACUGUCUUGACCAAAAAAUUGGUCCAAUUUGCUCCCAUUGGACUGGUAAAUAUGCUCAAUUCUGGUGGUGCUGUGGAGUCUCUGAUAUAUGAUGAUGAUGACAAAAGUUCAGUGAGUAUAGGAGUCAGGGGAAGUGGAGAAAUGAGAGUUUUUGCAUCAGAGAAACCUAUAUCUUGCAUGAUUGAUGGAAUUGAUGUGGAGUUCAGCUAUAAUGAUCAAAUGGUCAUCAUUCAAGUUCCAUGGCCUAAUUCAUCAAGAUUAUCCUUAGUUAAAUACAAAUUCUGAAAACUAGCAUGUGAAGUUUCUUGACUGAGAUUCUUUUCUUUAUAUUGUGAAUUUUUUAGAAGUCAAGAUCUUCGGAUCUUGUUUGUCUGAAAAGUCAGCCUGGUUGAUUUGUACUGUUUUGAGCUGAUCCAGGAUGUCAAAAGA
This is a messenger RNA of Coffea eugenioides, 2572 nucleotides long. RefSeq names its product galactinol--sucrose galactosyltransferase-like. The transcript is spliced from 4 exons. Bases 95 to 2428 code for a protein of 777 amino acids. The record is from RefSeq and is a predicted model, not a curated record. Gene Ontology annotation, molecular function: galactinol-sucrose galactosyltransferase activity. NCBI's taxonomy places the organism in Eukaryota, Viridiplantae, Streptophyta, Magnoliopsida, Gentianales, Rubiaceae.